AUGGAAACAAGUUUUGAAGCUUUGAACAGUACCAAGUACUACGAAGCUGACCAAUUAUUGGAAAAUUUAUCGAUUAAGGAGACUGCAGGAGAAUCACUCGAAUGUAAACAAGAAAUCAAUUCGAACGGUUUGUUUGAUUUCAUUAUCUACGGUGUGCUAGUAAACCUAGUUGGUGUUUUUGGGAUAUUCGGUAAUGCCAUCUCAAUGAUUAUUCUGUCAAGACCACAAAUGAAAUCGUCGAUUAAUUACUUGUUAAUCGGCUUAGCCAGAUGCGACACCAUAUUAAUUGUCUUUUCGAUAUUAAUUUAUGGUUUACCUGCAAUUUACGCGUAUACUGGCCUGCUAUUCGACUACAAGUUCAUUGUGUAUCCAAAGAUUGUUCAAUUCUUGUAUCCAUUAUCAUGCAUGGCGCAAAUCGCAACAGUGUAUUUGACUCUGACCGUGACGCUAGAGAGAUAUAUCGCAGUAUGUCAUCCUUUAAGAGCUAGGUCUUUUUGUACAUAUGGACGAGCUCGGCUAGCUGUAUUGAUUAUCGUGAUGUUUUCCUUUAUUUACAAUCUACCAAAAUUUUGGGAGGUAGAUUAUUAUACAGAAAUUCAUUGGAAAUAUAAUGUUACUAUAUACUGCUUACGUUCGGCAGGCUUGAGAAGCAACAACUUAUAUGUCACCCUUUACGUCCACUGGAUGUAUUUUUUUAUUUGCUAUCUUUUUCCUUUCCUUGCUUUGGUGAUAUUCAACGCAGCCAUCUACCAAAGG
Messenger RNA from Heterotrigona itama, 756 nucleotides. The record is from the annotation of a GenBank genome assembly. Lineage: Eukaryota; Metazoa; Arthropoda; Insecta; Hymenoptera; Apidae.